Molecule: messenger RNA, 1497 nt
Organism: Cyphellophora europaea CBS 101466
Lineage: Eukaryota; Fungi; Ascomycota; Eurotiomycetes; Chaetothyriales; Cyphellophoraceae
Exons: 3
Coding region: 1-1497 (498 amino acids)
Source: RefSeq, a predicted model, not a curated record
AUGCUCAGUCCAGUAACAACAGCCCCCGACAAAGCUCUUCGUCAAUCCGAGCAGAUGCCAAAGCCAGAGGAUGUUUUCGAAGAUGAAGCCAUGACUGUACUGCCACUUACUCCUGUGCCAACUGAUCUGGGCUGUGCCCUGACCGAUCAUGCUUUCUUGAUCUCCCGACGAGACUACUUGGAUAGUCCAUCUUGCCCAGACAAUGGAAUUUGGAGCUUUCUAGGUAAACAGGGAUUCGUAUGGGGUCCAUAUCAGCCUGGCACUUGCUUUAAUCUUGCUGCCAUGGCAGUGAGCCUUGCUGCCUACGGUAUUAGGGAGAAUCGGCCCGACGUCAUGGAACAAGGCCGGAGAAAGUAUGCAGAUGCCUUAAUGGAGACAAGAGCAGAACUCUGCAGCCCUGUGGUUGAGCCAACGGAUGAGCUAUUGAUGACCUGUUUGCUAUUAUCAGCAUAUGAGGUGAGCCGGAUCGUGAAUGCUUGGUUCAUCGACAUUGACCAUCCUCAGGAUCAAGUAUGCAACUUUGAUUCUAAUAUUGAUACAUACAAGACCUUCUCAGAAGGAUCUCGCCAUCAGGAAGGUGCUAUGGCUCUGCUUAGAAUGCGCACUCUUAGUCCAGUCAAGAACGAUCGCAGCCUUUUGAUCGAUAAGUAUAUCAGAAGGCAGCUGCUUCGAUCAAAUCUGUACCGAGCGUUACCCUUACCCGAAUGGCUCGAGGACGGUAGCCUUUUCGGCGAGGUAGGCCACGAGUUGGAGCUAGAUCGCCAUCUUAUACAGACCAUAAACAUCAGACACGAUGUGCUGUCGCUGUUCAAACACAUCAAGAGCAUGAGCGCAUCUGAUAGCCAUAGGGUAACUUCUGCUUUGUUUCGAAGCAUCCGGGAUUGUCGCGACUGCGAUAUAGCUCUUCAGGCAUGGUCGACAACAGCGCCUCCAGAAUACGACUAUCAAACCAUCAAGAUCGAUAUCCCGCCCUACAAACCCAAGCGCGAGAACAUCUUUUACUCAACUACAUCCCAUGCGUACAACGACCGAAUGUGCGCGAUUUCUUGGAAUCGAUACCGUGGUGCUCGACUCGUGGUCAACGGACUUCUGCAUAGAGCUAUCGUUUGCGCUAUAACCAUUGCGCACCCUGAUCAAACAUUAGGCUCAAUCUCACUGCCCGGCUAUAUUGACAACAAGGAGACGAUCCUGGGCUUGGUAGACGACAUUUGUGCCAGUGUUCCAUAUCACUUCGGCGCCACCAAAGCAACCAUCCCGAGCUACGAGCUGGACGAAGAUACAGCGACACGAAUAUACCCCUUGGCAUGCCCUCUACUACUCGCUUCGGGGGCUUUGUUCGUGCCUGGUGACCAACGCGAAUGGAUAAAGAUGAUUUUGGGUCUCAUUGGCCGGAUUACUGACAGUACAUUGUUGAUGGCGGCAACCAAGCUGGAUUUGCAAGAUCAAUCUUGCUUGUUGAAGUACGAUGCGAAGCCUGAGAAAGGUCCUACCCCUUAG